Molecule: messenger RNA, 5140 nt
Organism: Mugil cephalus (flathead mullet)
Lineage: Eukaryota; Metazoa; Chordata; Actinopteri; Mugiliformes; Mugilidae
Product: carcinoembryonic antigen-related cell adhesion molecule 5-like
Exons: 12
Coding region: 98-2485 (795 amino acids)
Source: RefSeq, a predicted model, not a curated record
UAGACACACAGUGACAGGAACCAGCAGCUUACAUUUACUGCAACUCAGAAUUUGAUGAUCGAUCUUACCCCAGCUGUUUACUCGCAAAGAUAGUUCAAUGGAUAUAUUACAUGUGCUGUGUGUCGUCUCUGUGGCUAUUACAGGUGUAACUGAAGGAGCUGGUGUGUUGCCAGGUGGUCCUCUUAAUGCAGCUGUGGGAGGGAAAGUGACUUUCACCACAAUACUGACUCCACCAGAAAAACCUUUUAUAUCUGUCAGUUGGAACUUUGGUGACAGAAAUAUAAUCACUUCAUCAUCAGGAAACUUUACUUCAGCAGAGUAUGAAGACAGGAUCACCUACUUCCCAUCUACUGGGUCUCUGGAGCUCAGGGAUCUGACUCUUAAUGACAGUGGAGUAUACAGAGUUAGCAUUAUACCAUAUGGAGGACCAGAACAACCAGGAACCAUCAGACUGGAUGUAUAUGAGCCAGUCUCCAGUGUAACAGUAACUCCUAUGAGUUCAGACUUGGUGGAGUUCAACAGCUCUGUCCGUCUGUCCUGCUCCUCCUCUGGAUCCUCCCUCUCUUUCCUCUGGAUGAACGGCAGCUCUCAGGUUACACAAAGUGACAGAGUUGAUCUCACUGAUGGAAACUCCACUUUGACUAUAGUCAGUGUGACUCGCUAUGACCAGGGACCAUUCAGGUGUCAUGUGUUCAAUCCUGUCAGUAAUGACACCAGUGGUCCAGUAAACCUCUCCAUCAGCUAUGGUCCAGAAAACAUUAAAGUCACAUUAACCUCAUCAGAAGAAUACUAUGAAGAAGGAUCAGACAUCACCAUGAUCUGCUCAUCUGAAUCUAGACCUUCUGCUCAGUUUAUGUGGUUUGUGAAUGGAGUCAAGCUGUCAGAUACUGGACCAGAGCUCAGACUGAUGAACAUUCAGAUGAAUCAGAGUGGAAACUACAGCUGUCAGGCGUUUAACCACAAAACUCUGAGAUAUCAGACAUCUAGAUUGUCAGUCGUCACAGUUCUUGAGCCAGUCUCCAAUGUAACAGUAACUCCUAUGAGUUCAGACUUGGUGGAGUUCAACAGCUCUGUCCGUCUAUCCUGCUCCUCCUCUGGAUCCUCCCUCUCUUUCCUCUGGAUGAACGGCAGCUCUCAGGUUACACAAAGUGACAGAGUUGAUCUCACUGAUGGAAACUCCACUUUGACUAUAGUCAGUGUGACUCGCUAUGACCAGGGACCAUUCAGGUGUCAUGUGUUCAAUCCUGUCAGUAAUGACACCAGUGGUCCAGUAAACCUCUCCAUCAGCUAUGGUCCAGAAAAUAUUAACAUGACAUUACUGUCAUCACAAGAAUACUAUGAAGAAGGAUCAGACAUCAGUCUGAUCUGCUCAGCUGAAUCUAGACCUUCUGCUCAGUUUAUGUGGUUUGUGAAUGGAGUCAAGCUGUCAGAUACUGGACUAGAGCUCAGACUGAUGAACAUUCAGAUGAGUCAGAGUGGAAACUACAGCUGUCAGGCCUUUAACCACAAAACUCUGAGAUAUCAAACAUCUCAGCCUUCAGCUAUUUCUGUACUGGAGAAAAUAUCAGGAGCUUCUCUCCAUCCAUCAACAAAUGAUCCACUUAUUGAAGGAACCUCCUUCAACUUAACCUGUGAGGCUUCUGGCUCUAUCGUCACCAGGAACUGGAGGAAGGAUGGUUCAGCUCUGUUCCAUACUGACAACAUGACUCUUCAUGACAACAACAGAGUGUUGAUGUUUAACACUGUGACUAGAAAAGACAGUGGAGAAUAUUUCUGUAACAUCAGCAACCCCAUCAGCAGUGAUGGAGCUAAAUACAACAUGAUGGUUAACUAUGGACCAGAGAAGGUUCAAAUCACAGGUCCAAGUCAGAUACAUUUGAAAGAGACGUUUAAACUGACCUGCUUUGCUGAGUCCACACCAGCUGCCACUUACACCUGGAUGUUCAAUGGAAGUGAGAUACUCAAGGAUUCUGCUGAGUUCAUUAAAGAGGCUGAACUCUCUGACAGUGGCAGCUACACCUGUCAAGCAAAAAAUGAUGUAACUGGAAGAACAUCAUCAGUGGAGCAUGGAUUGAGUGUAACAGAGAGUUCAGGAUGUUCUGUCGGUUGCAUCGUUGGAAUAGUGGUCGGAGUCUGUGCCUUCAUUGUCGUUGUUGUUGUUAUAAGCUACUGUAUUUGCAAAAAAAAAAAAUGUGUGAAAAUCCGCUCUAAUAGAAGCACUUCCACCACAGCAGGAGGUGGUGGUCUGAGCAAUGCUGCAUUCUCAAGUCAGGAGCUGCAAUACGCAGACAUAACUUUUGUCCAGAACAAAAGUGGUGGCAAGGUCCAGGUGGGGUCCCAGAAUACCUCAGAAUCAGAAUACACUCAGGUGAAAGUACCGUCCUUCCCUCCUACUUAUGAUGCCCACAUGCAGCAAUCGAAGUCAUCAGCUUCUCAGUCUGAUGGUUAUGAUGAGGGACCUUAUGCUCAGAUAAAUAUAAAAUGAUUGCUUUGGAUGCGUUGAGUACAGCUGAACUGUUUGGAGAAACCUGCACUUCCCUCUCAGUCCCUUUAUAGUUGACUAAUUGUGACCUGAGCUUGUGUAGUCAAGGCACUUUAACACUGGUUAAUAAUCAACCAGGUCAAACAGUUUCCAUGGCUGAAAGUCAGACAAGAGCACAAUGUUGUCCCUAUUACUCUUCACAAGCUACUGUGCAUAUAAAAUCUUUUCUGCCCUUUUCUUUUACUUGUAUUGUCGAUGUAAAGUGAAUUAAUGUAUCAGAGACGUGAUAUUCUCUUCAUGAUUUGCCUCUUUGUCUGCAGCAUAAUAUCUAUCACUGCUCUGAUGCAAUAUAUGAAUCCGCAGGCAUACUGUGUGAUUUCAGUUGAGAUUCCAAUUUGUUGUUUGUGAAAGAUUCAUUUUUAUAGUUUUUUAUCAUUUAUUGUGAAUGUUAAUAUCACAUAUUUUAUACAGUACAUAAUUAUAUACAUUUAAUUUAAGUUGUCAAGACAUGGACAGUCCUGGGAAUUACUUGACAUUUAUUCUGCAUUUCUCAUAACAAUAGCAGUUAUGUAGUAGUUAACCAUAAUACUGCAACGCUCGAUCACUUAGUGUUAAGUUAAAGGGGAAAAAAGAAAGGCCCGCAAUCAAAGCUAAAAAUAAAUAAAUAAUUAAUUAAAAGUACUCAGCAGUUUAUUUAUUAUUAUUUAUUAUUCCUUGAAGUAUCUAUUAAAGCUAGUUUACAGUCUGUAUGAAGCAUAUUUAAUAAUGCAAGUACAUAAUGGAUGCUUAUUUGAAACACCUACAUGUACUGUAAACUUUUCGUAAUUUGUUCAAAAAGUACUUUUAUACUCCAUGUGUCUAGUCCAUCUAUUGACACUUUCUGUAGAGUGGUGGAACAAGAACUCCUUGAGACAUCUAAGUCCAUGUUGUACUAACGUCAAAGCGAAACAAAGCACCAGGAGGAAAGAAAUGCUAUUAAAGAGCUUGCAUGUGAUACUGAUAUCGUUAUAAAACCUGAGGAUAAGGGUGGAACCAUAGUCCUCAAGAGGCAUAUCUCUAGUUGAACGAUGAAGAAUAAUCCCACUGCUGCCUUCCAGAAGAUUAUUAGUGAUCUCACUACUCAAGACUUUGAACAAAACUGCAUAACUAAACAUGAAUUUGAAUAUUUGAACUGAGAACACCCCUUGACCUCUGUCUUUUACAUUCUCACAAAAAUCCAUAAAGUCUGACCAGCCCCAAGGGUAGACCUAUAGUGGCUGGAAACGAGUCAUUAUUUGACCCUGCCCUCCAUAAUAAGGUGGCCAGGGCUAGUAUACAAACUGCUCCAAGUCAGACCCUCUGGGCACCUCUGACAAAUGGCAACUAUCCAUGUGGCAAUUGUUCCCAUUGUAAUAAUACUCAUACUUUUUUUGACUUUAAACAUCCCAGAUCUGGAAAAAGUUCCCCAGCGAGAAGUUUCAUUACAUGUAGCACUAAAGAUGUGAUCUACAUACUCGAAUACCCCUGUGACACGGUAUAUGUAGGCAAAACUAUACCUAGUCUGAAGCAGAGAAUCAGUGAACUUAAAAGUUCCAUCAGAUGUGCCAAUCCUAACUAUCCAGCUGCCAGUCACAAACAAGUUUUCAGGAAAUCAAGCGUGUACAGUUGCCAAGGGUUAGAGACACUGAAAAAAUAUUAUGUUAUGUUAUAUACACAUUAGACUCUUUGCAUUCAAAAGGCUUAAAUGUUGAUUUUGAUAUGAGGGCUAAGCUCUGAAAAUCUAAUAAUUGUUGUACAGUUUUCUUUUUUUUCUUCUUAUUUUAAGUGCUUUGUUUUGUGCCAAUGAGCAAAUAGACCGGAGUCAAAUUCCUUGUUAUGUGCCCACAUACUUGGCCCUAAACCUGAUUAUGACUCUGAUGUCAGAGUUGUCUAGUUGUUUUUUUCUCUGCAUGGUUCUUGUGGAGUGCCUCUAUAAUGUUUCCUUUACUUGAAAUCUACUGCUGUGCAGAAAGGACUACACACUCUACUUGUGAACUACAUCUCCCAUCUUAUGCAGCAUGGGUGUUACUGACUGCUCUGAUGAAUCACAUCAGAUUGUGAGUGUGAUGAUUUGCUCUUGGUUUAUACAUGUUUGCAGUGAAAAUUUAUAAUAAAGGAGCUUAGUCUGUGAAUCAAGGAGAAAUGGGGAAGAAGAUAAAAUGGGGAGUUCAGGGCGGUUAAAGGAAGUCACUGAAAACUGUCGACAUCCCACAGCCCUGUGAAACUGUGUAUUGCUGUAAUACAUGAUAUGAACAUGUUGUGACAUCUUUUGCACUAAGCACCUUAUGUUACACACAAGGAAUUAUAUAUUUAGAUCAAGUGUCCUUCUCCUAUGUUGGACUGUUGACCAGUAAUAAUCUAUUGUUAAUUAACUUCUUCUGGAAGUGGUUCAGAUGCCACGCCUGGCCUUGCAUUUUACCAUUACAUGUUUGCCAGUAGCUUCUGUCAUGUCUAGUUGUUUGUUUCAUCAUUAAACCACUGGACACGAUGUUGUCUUUUACGUGCCAUGUGCCAAAGUGAAUGUGGGAACAAUGUUUGGCCAUAUUUGACAUGAUGUAAUUCAGUGAACUCUCAGGGUACAUAUAUUGUGAGUGGGAUGAUCCGACUGCUCAAACUGAAUCAAUAAACUGUUUUAAGUUA